Molecule: messenger RNA, 1615 nt
Organism: Pomacea canaliculata
Lineage: Eukaryota; Metazoa; Mollusca; Gastropoda; Architaenioglossa; Ampullariidae
Product: cannabinoid receptor 1-like
Exons: 3
Coding region: 274-1212 (312 amino acids)
Biological process (GO): G protein-coupled receptor signaling pathway
Cellular component (GO): membrane
Molecular function (GO): G protein-coupled receptor activity
Source: RefSeq, a predicted model, not a curated record
UGUCCCUCUGGCAGGCUGGCAGGCUCGCAGGCUCGUGCUAAAUACGACUCCGGCACCAGCUACUGUAGCGCCAUGGAGGCUGUCAACAGACGGCGGUGGCUGCUGCCGGAACUGAUGGCUUCUCCUACACCUGCCGCUGUGACUGUUGUCGUGGCUGUCAAAGACAGGUACAGAGGUUGGUGACAAGGGGACGUGUGACAUUCCAGCGUGUCUAUCUUGCAAGGUUAUUGAAAUUUCCGGAAACCAGUCGUCUCUUGGUUCCACAGAACCGACAUGGACGUCACCACCCGCUGGGAGGAUCUCUUCAGUGGAAAGACACUCACACCAAUGGAGAACGGAACUGACGUCAUAGUUGUUUACACGUCUACUCACUUGCAAGUGAGUUCUGACCCGACGGAUAUGUGUGUCAUCUGUGACUACAGCUUGUCGGUGGGUAUGAAAGCGCUGCGGUGCACGCUGGGACUGUGCAUCAUGGCGGCCAACGUGGUGAUGGUGGUGGCUGUGGUGCGUGCGCGGUCCCUGCAGAUGGCGCUGAAAGCUCUACUCAUCAACCUGGCGCUGGCCGACGCCAUGAUCGGACUCUUCUUCACCUACCUGACCCUAGUCGUCGACAUCUGGACGACCUUCAACUUGGAGUGCCGUGUGCGGUACGGGACGCUGUCCUACCUCGAGAUGGUGACUCUCUACAGCAUCCUCUUCUUCAGUGUCACCACGGUGCUGACCGUGUUUCGCCCGCUGCACGCCGCCCAGCUGCUCACCCGGAAGUCGCUGGCUGUGGCCUUGACCUUGUUAUGGCUGCUUCCGCUGGCCAUGACCGUCGUGGCGUACGAGAUGCGCGAGUCCACUGUGACGGAGUGUUACUUCGCCCGCUUCACCAGCACCGAGGCCUUCUUGAUUUUCGCCGUGGUAAACAUCAUUGCUGUCAUCGUUAUCGUCAUCUGUCAGGUGGUCAUUCUUGUCAUCGCAAAAAUACAGGUCAACAAAAUCGCCCCCACCAUGGUAGGCAACGAUGCUACAGUGAAGCUAAUCCGCAUGAACCUGCGUGUUGCUAUAACAACGGUUGUCGUGGUGAUGCCCUUCUUGUUGUGCUCUACGCCGCUUCUUGGUGGCUACCUUCACCUUGCACUCAACCCCAGCGACAGGACCAGCAAAGGGGUACCUCAAGAUCAUCACCACUCAGAUGAUAUUCGUCAUCGUCAACUGCGUCCUUGACCCCAUCGUGUUUAGUGUCAGGCUGAGGUCAGUGCGUCACGAGCUGAAGAGAAUCAUCAACUCACUGCUGUGCGGCAAAGCGUUUGUCGGCGUGAAAGCGGAGGCAACUCUGUCAACCGUCGCCUAACCUGGCAACGGAACUCAGAGGACGAGGGACCUACCUUUGGAUGGCAUUGGCAGACUUUCACACUCUCAUCGAUGUGAUGUUUGUCUUGUAGAACACAUUUUUGUACACAACUGUAGUGACUACGAUCUGAAGUGUCUAUUGUACACAAAAUUUCCACGGCUGACUGGAAACGAAUGAAAAAAUGUGUUUCAUUUUGUCAAACUAUUCUGUUUAUCAAUCAGUCUUAUGCUCACCGAUGUUUUCAAGCAGAAAAUAAAAUAAAACACAAUAUAUGUU